AAACCCAAGAAUUUUCAAGCCAUAAAAGAAAAGCAUGGAGGGGAAGAAAGAAAAUGUGAACACAGCUUUGUUUACAGCAGGCAUAGCUGUUUUAGUGGUAUGUUUGAAACGUGCUUUACUGUUGUUCCUUGUUCAACAAUGGCGGGCUUGGGUGUUUCUAGUGUUAAACCUGGUGCUUUUGGCUAUUUUUUUUACUUCCGUGAACCCAAAUUCAAGUCAGCAAGAAAUCAACAGAAAAGAUGAAGAAACGAAGAAGACAAGUGGGGGUUCGAAUGAAGUUGAAGCAUGCAAAGAAGAAGAUCAUGAUGAGGUCGUCAAUUCAAAGAAAAGAAGCAAAAUUGAAGAAGUUGAGGAAAUAGUAGAGAAACAACUGAUGGUUGAAGAAGAGGAGGAGGAGGAGAAUAUUGAGGCCCUAAAGCUGUCAAAGGAGGAACUGAAUGAGAGAGUGGAAGCUUUCAUUGCCAUGUUUAGGCAGCAUUUGGCUUCGGAUGCAAGAAAGGGAAGAAAACAAAGUGAUUUGAAGAAGAAGCACAUCAACCUUUCUGCUGAUGGAGUAAAUAGUUUUGUUUUGGAAGUCAGGUGAUAAUCCAACUGAUUUUGGUCCAAUUGAUUCAUUUAAUCGAUUUUAUAAAGUAGUAUUCAAUGAAUUUUGAAUUUG
Messenger RNA from Hibiscus syriacus, 658 nucleotides. RefSeq lists its product as uncharacterized. NCBI's taxonomy places the organism in Eukaryota, Viridiplantae, Streptophyta, Magnoliopsida, Malvales, Malvaceae. The record is from RefSeq and is a predicted model, not a curated record. Bases 35 to 583 code for a protein of 182 amino acids. The transcript has a single exon.